Messenger RNA from Lodderomyces pseudojiufengensis, 1824 nucleotides. It is a transcript of the gene ACE2, whose product is annotated as DNA-binding transcription factor. Gene Ontology annotation, biological process: regulation of transcription by RNA polymerase II. The transcript has a single exon. Lineage: Eukaryota; Fungi; Ascomycota; Pichiomycetes; Serinales; Debaryomycetaceae. Bases 1 to 1824 code for a protein of 607 amino acids. The record is from RefSeq and is a predicted model, not a curated record. Gene Ontology annotation, molecular function: RNA polymerase II cis-regulatory region sequence-specific DNA binding; DNA-binding transcription factor activity, RNA polymerase II-specific.
AUGGAGAGUAUAUUUGAGGAAUUGAAAGCUGGUGAUACAACUUUUGAUCAAUUUUUAGUAUCUGAUUCAAAUGAAAUUGAUUUUUUAUUUAAUGAAACAUUAAAUAAUUUACAAGAUUUAGAUGUUCCAAGUGGAUUUUCAAAUAACAAUUCAAAUAAUAAUGCAAAUAAUCCCUUUUAUCAUUCUUAUCAAAAAUCAAAAUCAAAAACUCAUAGUAGGCAAAUGAGUGGUACUGCAAUAUUUGGAUUUGCAGAUCAUAAUCGUGAAUUUUCUUUAAAUGGUUUAGAUUUUAUGAAACAACCAAUUAGUGUAUCACCUGGAGAAAUUUUAAAACAACAACAACUACAACCACAGUCACAACGAGUACAAUUACCACAGAGACAGCAACAACCACUGCUACUACCACAGCAACAACAACAAACACCAACUCCGCAACAACAACAACACACACCAAAUCAAACUCAAAAACCGUCAGUACCUAGUCAAGAUAUAUUAAAUUUUAAUUUUGAAUCAGAACCAUUACUAGAAGAAGAUGAAGAAGAUCAUACAUUUACAAAAUUAAAUUCAUCACCAAUAAAACAAAUUUCAACUCCAACAAAACCAUUACCACAAUUAUCUCAAACUCAACCAAGAACUAUAAAACAAGAUGAAUAUAUUGUUACAAAUCAAAAUCCAAUAUCAUAUAAAUUUCCACCUUCACCAACUCCUAUUAGAAAUGAUCAAAAAAUUAUAAAUCUGUAUUCUGCAAAAUAUUUACAAACAUUACAACAACAACAACAAAAACAAUAUGUAGAUGAUUUUGAACCACUUUUAGAAACACAUUUACCUUUACAACCAAAUCUACCUCAGCAAUCUUCUCAGCAAUCACCUCAACAAAUUCCACAGCAAGUACCACAACAAUACUCGCAACCAUCUUCACAAAUUCAACAACAAGUUCCCCAACCACAGCCAAAUUUAACAUUCAAUACUUUCUUACCACCUCCUACUCCACCACAACUUUCAAAUGAAUCACCUGAAUGGCAAUCAUCACCAGAACCAUUAUCACCAUCUCCUCAAAGAUCUCAAAUACAUAAUCAACAACAAUUUGAUAUAUCUCCACUACAUCCAAGUUUAAGACAAGAUGUAAAUUUUUAUACACCAUUAUAUAAUCAACAAACUGAUUAUUUACAACAAUUAUUAUCAUCACCUUUUUCAACUCAAUCUUCAUCACCGGUGAAAGAAUCAAUACAACAACCACCACCGCCUCAAAAUCAACCUCUAGCUCAACAUUCUCAAUCACAACAAUCACAAUUCCUUACUCCUACUAAACCAAAACAAAUAUUAGAAUGGAGUCCCGUAAUAAGUCCAAAUUCAAAACAAUCAUUAUCAAAACAAAUUAAAGAUUCAUCCCCCAAAAGAAGAGUUAAAAAAACAAGUUUAUUACCACCAGGAGAAUUAGAUAAUUAUUGGAUUGGACCAGAUGAAAAUAAAAUUUAUAAAUGUACUUAUAAGAAUUGUGGGAAAUUAUUUACCAGAAGAUAUAAUGUUAGAUCCCACAUUCAAACUCAUUUAUCUGAUAGACCUUUUAGUUGUAAAUUUUGUAUUAAAAAAUUUGUUAGACAACAUGAUUUAAAUAGACAUUUAAAAGGUCAUAGUGAAGCUAAAUUAAGUAAAUGUCCUUGUGGUAAAGAAUUUGCAAGAUUAGAUGCUUUAAAAAAGCAUCAAGAAAGAAAUAUAUGUGUUGGAGGUAUAAAAGGUUUAAUUAAUAAACCACUGAAAAAAAAAUUAAUUGAUUUAGAUCCCGUUACUCAAUUAAAAGUAAGUAAUGAAUUAGAACCUAUAUAG